AUGAAUAAGAAGCUUUACCAUGCACUGAUGAAACAAGAGAACAAUCAAGUUUUACGACUCUGUCGUGGACUGGAAUCAGGGCCAUUGCAUAUAUUAACUGUGCACGAUGACACAGUCCUCCAUGUGGCUGCCUACUCUAAACGAACAGAUUUGGCUCUCCAUGCACUAAAGCAUCGUAAUGAUAUGGGGAAUACCAUUAUUCAUGAAAUAACUACUUUUGGCAGAGUUGAUUCAGCUGCACAGAUAAUAUUGGAUAGAGAACCUGAUUUAUUUGGUAUGCACAAUAAGACUGGAGAGACUGCUCUAUUUCGUGUUAUUCGUUAUGGGAAAGCAGUCAUGUUUGAUUUUCUUGAUCAACAAGUGAAUCAAUUUUUUUUUUCUGUUUAUGAACGCGAGGCUUGUUAUUAUAAACUUGGUGGAGCAACAAUUCUUCAUGCUGAUGUACGCUCUGAACACUUUGGUUUGGCCCUAUCAAUUGCUAAAAAGUAUGAAUAUUUAGUUAAUGAACAACAUGCAGAUAGAAUGACUGCUCUUCAACUUCUUGCGUGCAACUGA
This is a messenger RNA of Solanum lycopersicum (tomato), 555 nucleotides long. NCBI's taxonomy places the organism in Eukaryota, Viridiplantae, Streptophyta, Magnoliopsida, Solanales, Solanaceae. The record is from RefSeq and is a predicted model, not a curated record.